AUGACUUACCCCAGACUGGACAGAUUUUCCAGUAUCCGGAUCCCUGGCAGUAAAAAGGAACGGCCACCCCUCUCCCACAUGUCAAAACAUUCCUCUUCUGGUGACUGGUCCACUUCCUCUGAAUUUGAGGAGCUUUCUUCAAAGAUUACAUCAGAGAAGGAAAUCCUUGCCCUCUUUGAGAAAAUGAUGGAGGAUAUGAAUCUUAAUGAAGAGAAGAAAGCACCUCUCAGAGAGAAGGACCUGAGCACAAAAAGGGAGAUGGUCCUUCAGUACAUCAUCACAGCUGCAAAAACUGGUAGUUUGAGGAGCAGCAGUCAGAUCUCUCCUCAGGAGUUUCUGAGUGAACUGAAAUGUGGUGCCACCGAUGAGAGACUGUUUGCCUGUUUGGACUCCCUCAGAGUGUCACUUACUAGCAACCCAGUCAGGUACUAA
Molecule: messenger RNA, 432 nt
Organism: Sinocyclocheilus grahami
Lineage: Eukaryota; Metazoa; Chordata; Actinopteri; Cypriniformes; Cyprinidae
Gene: diaph3
Product: diaphanous-related formin 3
Exons: 4
Coding region: 1-432 (143 amino acids)
Biological process (GO): actin filament polymerization; actin cytoskeleton organization
Cellular component (GO): actin filament
Molecular function (GO): actin binding; small GTPase binding
Source: RefSeq, a predicted model, not a curated record